Messenger RNA from Ornithorhynchus anatinus (platypus), 1653 nucleotides. It is a transcript of the gene EXOSC6, whose product is annotated as exosome component 6. The transcript has a single exon. Bases 19 to 897 code for a protein of 292 amino acids. NCBI's taxonomy places the organism in Eukaryota, Metazoa, Chordata, Mammalia, Monotremata, Ornithorhynchidae. Gene Ontology annotation, cellular component: nucleolus; cytoplasmic exosome (RNase complex); nuclear exosome (RNase complex). The record is from RefSeq and is a predicted model, not a curated record. Gene Ontology annotation, biological process: rRNA catabolic process; poly(A)-dependent snoRNA 3'-end processing; nuclear mRNA surveillance.
CCGGAAGCGGCGCGCUCUAUGGUCCCCUCGGCCGCCGCCAUGCCGGGCGACCCCCGCCGCGUCCGCGGGCCCGACGAGUCGCAGCCGCCGGCGCCGUUCGCCGCCGAGGCGCCGGCGGAGGCGGAGGCGCGGGACCCCUGCCGGCUGCGGCCGGUGUUCGCGCGGGCGGGCCUGCUGAGCCAGGCCAAGGGCUCGGCCUACCUGGAGGCGGGCGGCACCAAGGUCCUGUGCGCCGUGUCGGGGCCGCGGCCGGCGGAGGGGGAGGGGGGCCGCCUGCUGUGCGACUUCCGGCGCGCGCCCUUCUGCGGCCCGCAGCGCCCCCGCCGGCCGACCCCGGCCUCGGCGGGGGCGGGGGCGGGGGCGUCGGGGGCGUCGGGGGCGUCGGGCGAGGAGCGGGAGCUGGCGCUGGCCCUGCAAGAAGCGCUGGAGCCGGCCGUGCGCCUGACCCGCUACCCCCGCGCGCAGCUGGAGCUGUCGGCGCUGCUGCUGGAGGACGGGGGCUCGGCCCUGGCCGCCGCCCUCACCGCCGCCGCCCUGGCCCUGGCCGACGCCGGCGUGGAGAUGUACGACCUGGUGGUGGGCUGCGGCCUCAGCCGCCGGCCCGACCCCCCGCCCGGGCCCGCCUGGCUGCUGGACCCCACCCUGCGCGAAGAGCAGCGGGCCCGGGCCCGCCUCACCGUGGCCCUCAUGCCCGUCCUCAACCAGGUGUCCGGCCUGCUGGGCGGCGGCGAGGGCGAGGCGGCCUCCAGCUGGGCCGAGGCCCUGCGCCUGGGCAUGGACGGCUGCCAGCGCCUCUACCCCGUGCUGAGGCAGUGCCUGCUCACGGCCGCCCGGAAGAGGAGCCCCGCCGUCGCCCCCGACCCGCCCUCCUCCUCCUCCUCCUCUCUCCCCGCCUGACGGACCCCGGGUCCUCCUCCCUCCCCGCCUGACGGACCCCGGGCCGCCCGCCCCAAAGCAGCUGACCUCGCCGGACUACAGGGUGGACCCGGCACCCCGACUCUCCUCACCCCAACGGCCUCCAAGCGCGGGACUCGCUGGGACCGCCCACCUCAGCCGCUUCGUCGCACGGGACCGUGCGGGUCUGCCCGCCUCAACCACCUGUUCGCACGGGACCGUGCGGGUGUGGCCGCCUCAACGACUUCACACAGGACGGUGCGGGGGUGGCCGCCCCAACGACUUCUUCACACAGGACUGUGCGGGUCUGGCCACCAACAACCUCUUCGCACAGGACUGUGCAGGUCUGGCCACCUGAACGAUCUCUUCGCCUAGGACUGUGCGGGUCUGGCCGCCUCAACGACCUCUUCGCACGGGACUGUGCGAGUCUGGCCGCCUCAACGACCUCUUCACACGGGACUGUGCGGGUCUGGCCGCUUCAACCACCUCUUCGCACGGGACUGUGCGGGUGUGGCCGCCUCAACGACUUCUUCGCACGGGACUGCGCGCGUCUGGCCGCCUCAACAACCUCUUCGCACGGGACUGUGCGGGUCUGGCCACCAACGACCUCUUCGCACGGGACUGUGCGGGUGUGGCCGCCUCAACGACCUCUUCACACGGGACGGUGCGGGUCUGGCCGCUUCAACCACCUCUUCGCACGGGACUCUGCGGGUCUGGCCACUUGGGGAAAUUAAAAAAAGCCCGUUUUGUACUUUGAAA